AUGUUGCGGUCGUUACUGUCCCUCGCUCGCGGCUCCGAGCCCGACUAUGUUUUCCCCAAAGUGAAUCAAGACGAGGACGGGCCAGACUGUCUGAAGGAUUGCGCGGAUUGCACGAUACAGUUCCCAGCGAAGGUGAAAGUGGAAAGUUCCAUGCCGCUAUAUGGUCACAUCAAGGAAUUUCACUCGCACGUCCUGGUCGCGACGGGUCGGUCUGACUGGAAGGAGAAGGUCGGACAAGAGAGGGGCAGUCUAAUGGAGGCCUUUGAGGAUUCUUCAGCCAAGUCAAAACGAGGUCGCUAUAUGGUGUCCGCAUCAAAUAUUCAACCACCAGACAACCACGGCAAGGAAAUUGACGCGAACCAACCAACGACCGUUCUCAUCUUGCCCUCAUUCAUGUUUGUGGACUCCGUCUCCCAGGCAGACGUCCCCAAUUUGGUUCAUCAAUUUAUCGAUAGCCCUGGCGAUGAAAAGAGCGGUCCUAGCCAACGUUGCAAAGAAACAGGCAUGGCUGCACGGCCAUGUGAGCUUGAUUACGUGAUUCUCCUCUGCUCGCAUAAGCGACGGGACGCGCGCUGCGGCAUCACAGCUCCUCUGAUCAAGCGCGAGCUCGAGCGACAUCUCCGUCCAUUAGGACUAGAUCGCGAUGCUGAUGACUCGCGCCCCGGUGGUACCGGUAUCUUCUUCGUCUCCCAUGUUGGCGGGCACAAGUUCUCUGCCAAUGUGCUCAUUUAUCGGAAGAAGGAUCAGCAGAUGAUAUGGUUGGCACGUGUGAGACCCGAGCAUUGCGAGGGUAUUAUAAAGUACACGAUACUACAAGGGAAGGUGGUGCAUCCCGAAACGCAACUGCGUGGUGGAUUUGACCUUGCACGGGGGUUGACGAGCUGGUGA
Molecule: messenger RNA, 888 nt
Organism: Penicillium daleae
Lineage: Eukaryota; Fungi; Ascomycota; Eurotiomycetes; Eurotiales; Aspergillaceae
Product: sucrase/ferredoxin-like domain-containing protein
Exons: 2
Coding region: 1-888 (295 amino acids)
Source: RefSeq, a predicted model, not a curated record